AGGGUUUUCAUAUUACAUAAAACGUCGUCUCUUAGGUUAAAACAUUCGAUUCCUUCCUUCCUUGCAGCAAAAAGCAAUCCGCCGUCAAGCUUCGUUCGUCUCUCUCAGAAGAAGCUGAAAAAUAUGACGUCGUAUCAACCAAUGAAACCAGGAAAGGCGGGUUUGGAAGAGCCACUCGAGCAGAUUCACAAGAUCAGGAUUACUCUCUCUUCCAAGAAUGUCAAGAACCUCGAGAAAGUGUGCACUGAUUUGGUCCGUGGAGCCAAGGACAAGAGACUCAGAGUCAAGGGACCAGUGAGAAUGCCCACCAAGGUUCUUAAGAUCACUACCCGAAAAGCCCCUUGUGGUGAAGGAACCAACACAUGGGACAGAUUUGAACUUCGGGUACACAAGCGAGUGAUUGAUCUCUUCAGUUCUCCUGAUGUGGUCAAGCAGAUCACUUCCAUCACCAUUGAACCUGGUGUUGAAGUUGAGGUUACCAUUGCCGACUCGUAGAUCAACCCCUACUUGUGUGGCUUUUCAAAGUCUCUUUAAGAAACAAUCUUCUUUUCCUCCGUUCGUAACUACACUCCUUUUGAGUUGGAUAAACAAAUGUUUUGUUGUAGUGAAAUUCAAGUUCUUGUGUUUUCUUAAUUUAAUAGAUUUUGAAGAUUUAUAUUAUAA
Molecule: messenger RNA, 663 nt
Organism: Arabidopsis lyrata subsp. lyrata
Lineage: Eukaryota; Viridiplantae; Streptophyta; Magnoliopsida; Brassicales; Brassicaceae
Product: 40S ribosomal protein S20-1
Exons: 4
Coding region: 124-495 (123 amino acids)
Biological process (GO): translation
Cellular component (GO): ribosome; cytosolic small ribosomal subunit
Molecular function (GO): structural constituent of ribosome; RNA binding
Source: RefSeq, a predicted model, not a curated record